AUGACCCAGCUCAGAUCCCUUCACCUUGGGUCUAAUAAGCUCUAUGGUUCAAUCCUCCAUAGCCUUUCCCCUUGCAAGAGCUUGAACAUAUCCAACCUUGGCCACAACAACCUUGAUGGUCAAAUCCCUGAAAGUUUCAAGAAUCUCAAUGCCCUCACAGUGCUUUCACUCUCAAGGACCAACCUGAAGCCUCAAGGUACUCAGCAUUGCCUACGGCGAACUGCGGGGAUCGAUCCCACCAUGGUUGCUUGGCUGCAACGGGUUACAAUUCUUGGACUUGUUGACGAACCAUCUGACCGGAACCAUUACCUGUUUUACCUGGAUUUGUCAAACAAUUCAUUCACAGGUGAGAUACCAAAAGGGUUAACUCAACUACAGGCCCUCAUCGACAUUGACAAUUCGUUGUUAGGGACUUCUUUAGGAUUCCCUUUGUUCAGCACCGGUAUUGACGGUGCAACUUUUCUUUACAAUAACAUCAUAAGUUUCUUACCAACAUUGGACCUGAGUUACAACAUGAGUGGAACCAUUUGGCCAAGUUUUGGCAACUUGAGAAGGCUUCAUGUUCUAAACCUCAACAAGAAUCGCUUGAGAGGCUCGAUCCCAGAGCCUUUGUUGGGGAUGAAAAACUUGGAAACCCUGGACUUAUCUCGUAACAAAUUAUCUGGAAAGUACCAGAAUCACUUGUGCAGCUCAGUUUUUUGUCCAAGUUCGGUAUGGCAUAUAAUGAACUUCAUGGGGAAAUCCCCAUGGGAGGCUCCUGUUGAUGAAUCUCCAAGUGAAGCAAUGACAGUAUUUGGUCCACAAUUCGGAUUCGGUGUUGCUACUGGCUUUGUUCUCACCAUUAUCGUCUGCUUUAUGUCUGGUUGGAUCCUUCCAAGAAAGACAACAUUCAAAUAUAGAUGCUUUACAAGUAAAUCCAGUCACCAUGACUAG
Messenger RNA from Gossypium raimondii (Peruvian cotton), 933 nucleotides. Its product is annotated as phytosulfokine receptor 1-like. Gene Ontology annotation, molecular function: protein binding. Bases 1 to 933 code for a protein of 310 amino acids. The transcript has 3 exons. Gene Ontology annotation, cellular component: plasma membrane. Lineage: Eukaryota; Viridiplantae; Streptophyta; Magnoliopsida; Malvales; Malvaceae. The record is from RefSeq and is a predicted model, not a curated record.